AUGUUUUCGGUCUCCUCUGCUGACUGUGAUUUGGUUGAAUUCUGCCUCAACGCACCACCAGAUCGACUCGUGGGUAGAAAGGACCUGGGGAAAAAGCUUGUCCGAAUCUCCGAGAAUCUAGUGAUUAAAUAUGGCCGGUUCGUCACGAAAGAAGAGGCACUCAACCAACAGAGAGCCUUUGAACUGGUUGACCCGAACGUUGUCUGCAUCCCUCAAGUCUACCGCUUCUUUUCUGACGAGAGAGGGCGCGGGUACAUCAUGAUGGAGUUUGUGGAAGGCAAGAUUAUAGAUCCUCUGGAUGAUCAAACGCUCAUUGAUAGGCUCGUGCGGAUCCUUGACCAUUUCAGUACGAUCACGAGCGAUGUCCCUGGGCCUCUUAGCCGUGGUCCCUGUGCUGGCCUCCUCUGGCCAGACGCCGAGGAGCCUCCCACGUUCGAGAGCAAGCAAGAAAUGGAAGUGUGGUUCAACAAUAGGUUAUUCCCCGGAGAAGGCAGCAUGUCAUUUGAGAAUUGUGAUCUCGUCCUAUGUCAUCUGGACAUCGCGCCUCGAAAUAUUAUCUGGAAACCCGACGGGGAAAUCUGUCUGGUGGACUGGGAAUCUGCUGGCUUCUACCCUCGAUUGUUUGAGUUUUGGCCACUGUGGAAUCUUGGAGAAAAGGAAGGGGUAUUUAACGGGAUGCUUUUAAACUCCAUGAGGCCUCUCGCUGAGUAUGAAUCGAAUCAGAAAUGGCCAAUCUGUCGGGUCUGGUAUAACACCCAGAAGUACUCGCCGUCUUCUUUGUGA
Molecule: messenger RNA, 783 nt
Organism: Penicillium cinerascens
Lineage: Eukaryota; Fungi; Ascomycota; Eurotiomycetes; Eurotiales; Aspergillaceae
Product: kinase-like domain-containing protein
Exons: 1
Coding region: 1-783 (260 amino acids)
Source: RefSeq, a predicted model, not a curated record